AGAUGGAAAUCAUGCACGCGUUAUCGCGGCUGACAUGUCAUUGAUGUGUAACAAUGAAUCAGUGAUUAUGUCAUUGUUCUCAAAUGAAUUUGAUUUUUGGUCAAAGUUGGAUCGAAAUGGAUCCCUUUUAGAGUACAUUAUGCCGCCAUGUUCGUGACUUCGUGAUACUUCGGCAAUGUCCGGCGCUCGUAACCCGGGGCCUGGGUUCACUGUUCUACGUCGGUCGUGUUAAAUAUCGUCGAUAAAACUGACUUACUAACAUUGGUCGUGACCGCCAUUGCUCAUUACUCUGGGGGCAUAUCAUCGAACAAUUAAUGGAAUUGUUGAUAAGAGUUCUUCCAACGGUACGUUGGCCAUUAGCUAAGAAAUUGUGUGUAUUGAGCCGAUGAUGGAAUCAGUGCAGGCACAACCAAUACAUCUUACUGAAACAAAGCCACAUGCUGAACAUGGGCUUGAAGAAAUAUCAAAGCAACUGGAGAAUGAACUUUUGUACGGCGAAGGGGAUGAUGGUGAAACACUCUCUGAUGAUGCACUGUCCGAAGACAGCUAUCGUUUGAGGGUUUCGGAUGAUGAGAAUGGAGAUGACAAGAUUGAGGCUUCCAAACAUGUAGAGAAUCAUGAUAAUAAUGUCGAAAAGACUAAACUCCCGGAAUCGACCCCCGACGUUCGUGGUACGAACAGUAAAACAUUGCAACUAAGUAAACUAACGAAUAGUGAAAAAGAUGGUGGAGAGUGUGGAAAUGAUGAUGAUAUUACUGAAAAUUUUCAAGUAGAAAAAAAUAAUUAUCGCGAAAGCCGAAACAAUUUUAGUCCGAAAAGAAAUUCGAAAUUGAAUAGUCCGGAGGUACCGGAGUUGUCCUCCAAUCAGGGGAAGAAAAAAAUAUUUACAAAGUGUUUCUCAGACCUGAGUGAUAUUAGUUCUGAUAGUAUCGAUCUUGAUGAUCAUGAAAGCACACCGAAUGAUGUGGGACUAGUAGAAGAUAGUGUCAGAGCCUCACCACCAUCACGAGCAUCGUCUCCAAUCCAGGGGAGGACUGAGCUGAAGUCCCGUGAAGAUUCUUCCAAAAGCAAAAGCUCCAUUCUUAAUCUAGAAACUAAAAAAAAGAGUGAUAAUUCUACACCAGUUUCUGCAUUCCCAACUGCCGAUAGUAAUCACAUAAUCUCAGAAGAUGAUUCGGAACCAGAAAAAGGAAUCAAUGAGCAAGUGAAAGACACUUCGAAAUUGGUAACUGAUGAGGAUAAUAGUCCGCCAUUGAAUACUAAUGAAGAAUCCCCGACGGAAAAGUCAGCAGACGUGGGAAGCACGUCAGCUGAACGGACAGAAAUUGUCAAUGAAAAUUCCAAAGACGAAUCUGUCACCAGUGACAGUUCCAUGGCAUUAAAGAACAAAGUUAGUGAAGGAGAGAAUUCUUCACCGUCUUUGGAGUGUGGAGAGACAAUAUCAGAUGUAGAUAGUGAAACAAUUGCUGAGCCGAAUGAGUCCGCUGACGCGACGACCAAUGAUGAGGCCAGUGUCAAGCGCAGAUUGAGUUUAUCACAGAAUGACACAGCUGUUCCCAGCAAAAUUACCUGUUUAGAAUCUCAGGAGACGCCUAAAGCCACUGAUGAUGCUAUUGAAAUUUUGGAGGAAACUGAUGGAACAACUGAAAAAUCAGCCCCACCAAAUGCAAUUCUGAAGUCACUGUUGGCGGUAUCUAGGAACCAAGAUGAGAUCAUCGAUCUUGAUGAUGACAAUACCGCUGACUCGGUGAACAGCAAUGUCUCACAUAGUGCCAAUGAUAGUUUGACAACAGACAGGACGGCUGACAAAUCCAAGCCGACCAGUGGAGUCCUUGAGACUAACAGCGAAAAUUUGGAGGAAACGAAAACACGUAGAACUAGAAGAUCCCGUGGUGAUGCCGAGAUCGUAGCAGGAAAAGAGAUUGUGACGCGAGCAAAGCGUGAAGCAGCCCAGAAAGCGGAGGUCACAGUGAGAAAGAAUAUGGUAACAUUGAACAAUGACACUGAUUCAGAUUCAACGGAUUCAAUGAUACCUUACACUCCAAAACAAAAGGCCCAAUCGCCGGCCUCCCUGAAGCGUAACAUGGAAUGUGAUGAGCGAUUGGAUCUGGCAACAUCUAAAAAAUUCAAGACUGAUAUUGAAAAGGAAAAUGCUCAAACUAAACCAGAAUCCGUUAAAACAGAAUCAAAGAAGACAUUUGAAACUGUACGGAGAUUUUUCCUGAGAGACAACAAGGAGAAGCUGAAAAAACUUACACAAGAGCAACUCGAGGAGCUGUUUAUCCAAAAAAUUGUCGAGACGAUAACAAUGCGCGAGGAAAUCGGAAAACUCCGCGAGAAGGCCAAGAUAUCUGAGCGCAAUCAGGAAGCGACGCGAGUCAAGUGUCAACAGUUGUCCAAACAGAUCAAUGAUUUUGAAAUGGUGUUAAAUCGUUUCAGUGCAGAUCGCAGAAAUAGUCCGAUCAGCAAUGUAACACCUAUUAAGAUCAAUCGAUCUGUUGGGCUUCAAGUCAACUUCUUGACGGAUCAUGGGGUUCAGAAUUUAAGGCAGCUGCAAGCGGCUGGAAAGGGAGUGCAAACCAAGAUACUUCCGAAAUCACCAGUGAACGGUAUGCCUCCAGUUCCGCCCGAAGAUCCCACUGCUCGGAGAGGAAUUAAAGUUCGAUCCCCGAGGAGAAUAGAUAUCCCUGCCCUAGCCCCUGUGAGUGCAGCUGCCCAGAACACCCUCCAAGGGCAGCCACUCAUCUCCACAGUCACUCCAUCCUCACUUUCCUUGACGAAACCCGGAGAAACACGCACCACCACUGCCAACACUACUCAGCCAAUCCACCACGUUGUCAUCAAUGGUGCUACCAAUUCAAUUACCAGAACCAAGGUUCUCACUCCCAAUAAUAAGACCAAUACCAAUCUCAUUGAUUUGACGGACGAGCCGGAGAGAAAACAUUCUAUACCACCACCUCUGACAGCCAUCAUACCGUCCUCUACUGGCCCGACUCAUGUCUCUAAAGUAUCGGGCAGGUACCAGAGGGUCAUACCAGCUACUACCAGUGUUACUAUUCCUCAGUCGGCUCUCAGGGUUGUGCAACCUGCGGGACAGCCAACUCCCACUGCUUUAGUUAACAACAUGAGCUCUAUUGGAGGUAUUCCUAGGUUUGUUGUCAUGCAACCUGGUCGGCAGCUCGUUGUUUCCAAUAACAACAAUCAGGUCAGGGCGGCCAACGCCACAAGACCCUCACUGUCCAACAUCACCUAUGCUUCUGUUCCGGCAAUGGCGAAUGGCACUGUGAGAGUCGUGCCAACGUCGGGCACAACAGUGCAACUUUACAAGGUAUCUCAUCCUGCCCCUCUUCCGGACUGUGUAUCUUAUAAACCCGAUCCCUCGUUGAAGUUACCACCCCCGGCGCCAUCACUGAAGAUCUCCAAAGUACAACAUGGUAUCGUGCUGUCCUGGAACAUGGCACUGAAUGAAAAAUACGCUGAGAUAGCGAGCUACCAGCUUUACGCAUACCAGGAGAUAACAGGAAUGGCCCCAAAUACAUCAAACUGGAAGAAAGUUGGUGAUGUCAGGGCUCUACCCCUUCCCAUGGCCUGUACGCUGACCCAGUUCUCGGAAGGCAAUAACUACUACUUCGCUGUGAGAGCUGUGGAUACACAUUCCAGAUAUGGACAGUACAGCCAGCCAGGCAACAUUUCCCUGUAAUUAAAUAACAAGAGAUUGAGAUAAAAUAUUCUUGUUUUUAUAUGUAAAUGAAUUUGUUUUUUUGAGCGGUAAGAGUGAUCAUGUGGUCGAAUGACUAACGGCCUUGAGAAAAUGGUUUAUCGAAUUUUAGAAGAGACUCUCUGUGGAGAUGGAAAUUUCACAUUUUAAGAAUUAUCUCGUUCUGAUCAAGUGAUUAUGGUUGAGAUUAAUCUGUGUUCAAAUGUAAUGUUUUAUAUUUCAAUUGUACUCAAUAUCGAGCUUUCAAUUCUUUCAAAAACUUUGUGAUAAAGAUUUUUUUUUUCAUUCUUAUACUUAAUUCUUGCUAAGUCGUAAUUUAUUUGUCGGUAUAUUUUUUAAGAUACGGCCUCUCGAGAGAACGGAAUGGAUAAGUUGGAAAAAUAAUUUAUAGUUUUUAGUGAUUGCUAAAUAUAAGAUGUUUGAUACAA
Diachasmimorpha longicaudata is the source of this 4146-nucleotide messenger RNA. It is a transcript of the gene wde, whose product is annotated as activating transcription factor 7-interacting protein 1. Gene Ontology annotation, cellular component: transcription regulator complex; nucleus. NCBI's taxonomy places the organism in Eukaryota, Metazoa, Arthropoda, Insecta, Hymenoptera, Braconidae. Gene Ontology annotation, biological process: regulation of DNA-templated transcription. Gene Ontology annotation, molecular function: transcription coregulator activity; protein binding. The transcript is spliced from 11 exons. The record is from RefSeq and is a predicted model, not a curated record. The coding region runs from base 386 to 3700 and encodes 1104 amino acids.